Molecule: messenger RNA, 1054 nt
Organism: Balaenoptera musculus (blue whale)
Lineage: Eukaryota; Metazoa; Chordata; Mammalia; Artiodactyla; Balaenopteridae
Gene: WFDC3
Product: WAP four-disulfide core domain 3
Exons: 5
Coding region: 434-847 (137 amino acids)
Biological process (GO): antibacterial humoral response; innate immune response
Cellular component (GO): extracellular region
Molecular function (GO): peptidase inhibitor activity
Source: RefSeq, a predicted model, not a curated record
UCAAGGAUCUUUCUCUGGCCGGGCCAAGGCCCGUGGAGAAGUGUGGGGCAGGAGGAGGGGAGCAGGUUUUCUCGGGCCGGUGUUGGGGAGCGGAGGGGAGCGUUUGGUACCGAGGCGUCUGCAGUUGUCUCCGGAAAACUAGAUUUUAAUAUGCCUGGCACUCAGCCCCCGGAAUUGGAUGGGCCUAAUGUGAGGACCCCGAAACCCAACAAGAGGGGGUCUGGCCCAUGCCAUCCCACUCACCCAGCGGUCUCUCCAGGCCUUGACCCCAGGGAUUGCCUCUUGGCGUCUGAAGGCAUCUGAAGGCAUCUGAAUGAAGAUUCUGGGCUUCUCUCCCCAGAUGCGUGAUACUGGGAUGGGCUGGGGAUGCAGGGAUUUAACAGCUGUGGAGUUCCCCAGAGCCCCCUUAGCUCUGCAUUAGAGCAUCAUCAUCAUGUCGAGCUGCCUCUUCCUCCUGAAGGCACUUCUUGCUCUUGGGUCCGUGGCAUCCUGGGUGACUGCAGGAGAGCAUGAGUUUGGCGGUGAGUGUCCUGCCGACCCCCUUCCGUGUGAAGAGCUGUGUGAUGGGGACGCAUCCUGUCCUCAGGGGCAUAAGUGCUGCAGCACCGGCUGUGGCCGUGCCUGCCAUGGAGACAUUAAGGGAGGGCGGGGUGGUGAUUGUCCAAAAAUUUUGGCAGGCCUGUGCAUUGUCAGCUGCAUGGCGGAUGAGAACUGCCAAGCUGGGGAAAAGUGCUGCAAGUCAGGCUGUGGCCGUUUCUGUGUCCCACCAGUCCUGCCACCCCAGCUGGCCCUGAACCCCAACCGGACCAUCAGGUCUAAUUAUGAAUUAGAGAUCCCGGUGCCCUAGCUGUCCUGAGGUGUCCUGAGUUUCUUUGGUGACUCCGGGGGGCUUGUCCUGGUAGCCAGGAGAGGGUGAUGUCCUGGGGCUUGUGACACCCCCAGGGACUUUCAUUGCCCUCUCUGCUCUGUUUCUGUUCUUGCUGCUGCCCUGAGCGUAGGAAACCCAGCCCCGGGCUUGGGCAGUGGGUGUGUGGUGCUUCUUUUCCCCAAUAAA